Zonotrichia leucophrys gambelii is the source of this 854-nucleotide messenger RNA. It is a transcript of the gene NPFF, whose product is annotated as neuropeptide FF-amide peptide precursor. NCBI's taxonomy places the organism in Eukaryota, Metazoa, Chordata, Aves, Passeriformes, Passerellidae. The record is from RefSeq and is a predicted model, not a curated record. The transcript has 2 exons. The coding region runs from base 254 to 682 and encodes 142 amino acids.
UCUCGCUCCGCAGCCCCGGCGGUGCCGGUUGCGGAGCCCGGGCGGGGCGGGAGGUGCGGGGCUCCCCUGUCCGCCCAUCCAUCCAUCCCAUCCAUCUGUCCGUCCGUCCCCGGCGGCGGCUGUCGCGGCUGCUAAAUGGGUUUCAUUAACGGCGGCGGGGCCCGGGCCGCUCCCGCCGCCCCCCGCUCCCCCGGGACCCCCGGCCCGGCCCGGCCCGGCUAUAAGAGGCGGCGGCGGCGGCGGGGCGGGGGCGAUGGCGAUGGCGGUGGCGGGGUGCCCGGUGCUGCUCCCGCUGCUGCUGCUGCUGGCGGGGACCCCGCGCUCCGCCCGCGCCUGUCCCGGGACCCCCGGCCCGGCCCCGGUGAGCCCCGGCCCGGCCGCGCCGCCGGCUCCGGUUCGUGGGGGGUGCUCGGGGCUGGGGGCGCCGCGCGGUUCCAGGGCCGCCGUGAGCCCCGCGGCUCCCCCGCCUCCGGGGCCGCCCCCCGCCGCCGCCGCCGCCGCCCUGGGAGCGCUGCUCCGGUCCCUGCGGCGCCCCGGCCGCGCCCCCGGCGCCCCCCGGCCGAGGUGGGGCUGGGGGCUGCAGGGGGGUCCCCAGGCCCGGCUCAGCCCCCGCAGCCGGGACCCCCCGGCGGCCCCGUUCUGGACCAUGGCGACCCCGCAGCGCUUCGGCCGCCGCCGCUGAGCCCGACCCCGACCCCGGCCCGGCCCCUCGGGGGCUCCGUCCGCGCCCCAAUAAAGGAUCUGUGCCCCCACCCGAGCCCUGGGGGCUCCGUCCGCACCCCAAUAAAGGAUCUGUGCCCCCACCCGAGCCCUGGGGGCUCCGUCCGCGCCCCAAUAAAGGAUCUGUGCCCCCA